CGCGAGUGUCGGGACUGUGAUAGGAGAGCUGACCGCAGGGUGGAGAGGAACCCGCUGCGAAAGCGCCGGCCGCCGGGCUGCAUUCCACCCAUUACUGCCGGCUGCGAGGGAGUCCAGGCGGGGAGCAUGAGCUUUUUAUUUGGGAAUCGUUCAUCCCGGACGUUCAAACCAAAGAAGAACAUUCCAGAAGGGUCUCACCAGUAUAAGUUGCUGAAGCAUGCUGAGGCCACACUGGGCAGUGGCAAUCUGCGACUGGCUGUUAUGUUACCAGACGGUGAAGAUCUGAAUGAGUGGAUUGCCGUCAACACGGUGGACUUCUUCAAUCAGAUCAACAUGCUGUACGGCACGAUAACAGACUUCUGCAGUGAGGAGAGCUGCCCAGUUAUGUCGGCUGGUCCCAAGUAUGAGUAUCACUGGGCUGAUGGAACCAAUGUUAAGAAGCCAAUUAAAUGUUCAGCCCCAAAGUACAUCGAUUACCUGAUGACCUGGGUUCAAGAGCAGCUGGAUGAUGAGACCCUUUUCCCGUCAAAAAUAGGUGUUCCUUUUCCCAGGAAUUUCAUAUCUGUGGCAAAAGCCAUCCUGAAGCGCCUGUUCCGGGUCUAUGCCCACAUUUACCAUCAACACUUUGAGUCUGUCAUCCAGCUCCAGGAGGAAGCUCACCUCAAUACUUCCUUCAAACACUUCAUCUUCUUCGUUCAGGAAUUUAAUCUCAUCGAUCGACGGGAGCUGGCUCCAUUGCAGGAACUGAUCGAGAAACUGACCACCAAGGACAGAUAGAAGCUUGGCGGACGAGGACACAUCUGCCCCUCUUUGUCAUUAGCACCUUGCACACCGCUGGUCGGAGUCCUGCAGAGUGCACCCUGGGCAGGCAACGACAGAGACAGGACAACUAUGCACGCUACCAGAUUUGAUUUAAGCCUUUGUUAUUUGUCGCAUAACAAAGGACACAAAUCCUUCAUUACUUUCUGCGAUGUAAUCCAUUGGAUCUGUUAGAGGGUGAAUUGUUUUACCCAUGUGCUGCAUUGGUUUAUAAUCUGUAUGUUUAACUUGCUCUUGACAACCUUUCGUUCAUGUACCCUGGGCUGGAGUCUAACUGUGAAAGGAAACUUAACUGGCUCAUGCUCCUCUUAAAAAUAGGCUGUAGGAGACAGAUGUGCACAACACAGAUUGGCCUUGGUUUGUGCUUUAUGCAUUGCUAACAGUUCCCACUGUUCCAACUCAAGGUCAUCACCGCUUGGUGAUCAGCACUGCCCCUUCCUAUGGAUCCGGGUGGAAUCAAGAUAAAGGGGCUGUCUGGCUCCAAUAUGUAAAUUUGCACAUCACACAAAGAAGUUGUUUCGCAGACCUUCAUAGUUAGACUUCAGCUGGAGCACUGCGCCCAUCUCUGAGGGUCACACUUUAAAACAGGGCCCAGCCACUGGGAAGAGGUGUGUGGGAGAGACUUCAGCUUUGUAGAGAGAUCAGGGAAGCUAGAGGGCAGUGCUUGGGCAACCUUUUGUGACAUCCACUACUCGACACGGGGUGUAUUUAAGGCAGAGAUUGAUAAAGGAGGUAAAGGGAGAAAGUGGGAGAAUGAGGUGAGAGAAAGAAAUUGUCCAUGAUUGAACUGUGGAGCAGGCCGCAGGAGCUGAAUAACCAAGUCCUGAUUCUAUAUCUUGUGGUAUUGGUGUUGAUUCCUAUAUCUUGUGGUAUUAGUAUAAACAAGAUCUGAGGUUUGUUAGGGAUCUGUAUUUCUUGUAUCUGAACUGCCAUGUAGCUCAGUAGUACAUGCAAUAGUUAAGCCUCCACAAAUACCAUUCACACCAUAAGGUGUCAGACAAUGACCGUCUCCUAACAGAGAAUCCAAUGACCUAUCCUGGCAUUCAAUGGUAUUACAAUGAGUGAAUUGCCACUGGAAACUUAAUUAGACCCACCGCAUGAAUAGCAUAAUAGAGUCACACAAUAUGGAAACUGACCUUUCAGCCUAAGUCGUCAAUGUCCACUUAAGAUUGUCCCAUUUGGCCCACGUUGCUGUAAAUAUUUCCUAUCCAUGUACUUACCCAAAUAUCUUUUAAAAGUUGUUAUUGUAAACUGUCAGGUUACUUUCUGUGCAGUGUGUCCCACGUACUGAGGAAGUACUGUAAGAAGAAAUUGUCCCUCACCUUCCUUUUCCCCUCUCACCUUAAGCCUAUGCCCAGCCUUGGAUAAAAGACAGUGCAAUUACCGUGUCUAUGCCUCUCAUGAUUUUGAACCCUCCUAGACUUCAGUGUUUAAAUGAAUAAAGUCGUAGCCUGCCCAACCUCUCCCAAUAAGUCAGGCCCUCAAGUCCUGGCAAUAUUUACACAAGUCCCUUGGGUAUUGUAUAGAACACCUGCCUGCACGAGGGCAUCUCCAACAACACAGUAUAGGAAAAAAGCAGCCUGCUUCAUUAUUAUCCAAUCCACUGCCCAGGGAGUUUACUCUCCUCACACUCGCACCCAGAAGCAACAGUGUAAAGAACAAAAUGUUACUCACACAGGCUACUCUGAGAUCUCCCAACCCAUUACCUUGAUCAUUCCGAAUGGCGAGAUCAGCGGGAACACCACCACUUGUAGGUUCCUCUUCAAGUCACACAUCAACCUGCCUUGAAAGUAUCUUGCUGCCCAUUCACUUUCACAGGAUCUAAACUCUAACUCCCUCCCUAGCACUGUGGAAGCACCUUCACCAGGUAAGAAGGUGGCUCACUCCCACCUCCUCAGGGCCGCGAGGGAUGGGCAAUAGAUACUGGCCCUGUCAGUGAUACCCGCAGUUCAGAAUUAAGUAACAAAAAGGCAAAACGUGAUUCUCCCUGCAUUUGAAAAAAAUGACAAAAUAUGCAACUGGUGAACUCACUGAGUACUGUUAUAUGUGCGAAUAAUUCAAAACAAAUGAAAGCUUUGCACAACUCUAGUUUUGCUGCAUCUGGCAUAUUGCACUCAAUUCUGGUUGUCCCCUUAUGGAGAUCUUGGAGAGGGUGCAGAAGAGUUUUACUGCAAUGCUGUCUAGAUUAGAGGACAUGUUCCAUAAGGAGAGGCUGGACAAAUGUGGGUUGCUUUCUGUGGAGGGUGAGGGGAGACCUGAUAGAAAUUUACAAGAUUAUGAAGGGCGUAGGUAGAUUGGACAUUUGGAAUUGAAAUGUGUAAUACAAGAGGGCAUACAAUUACUGUAACGGGUAAGUUCAAAGGAGAUGUGCAGGGCAAGUUUUCUACAUGGUUAGAGGUGGGUGGCUGGAAGGCUCAUAGUUGAGGCAAAUACAUUUUGACGGGCACUUAAGAAGAUCUCAGAUGGAGGACAAUGGACAUGGUGGAGGCAGAUGAGAUUGGUUUAGUUAGGCAUUUAAUAACCAGUUAAUUAGCCCAGCACAACAUGGUGAGCUGAGGGGACGGUUUUUUGCAGUACUGUUCUGUGAUCUAUGCACUAUCUCUUCUGACCUCAGAACUGCCAAAAGCACUUUAUAGCCAAUGUAAUACUUAUGGAAAUGUGGGCGGUGUGAUAACGCAGGAAACAGCUGCCUAUUAAUACACAGUGAGAUCCCACAAAUAGUAAUGUGGUAAACAACCAAAUGACCUGCUGUGAGCGAUGCUGGUUCUAGAAUAAACUGGUCCCAGGAUGCUAGAGGGUAUUCAUCUGUUGCUUAAUAUGAGAGGGACAAUGAGGCCUCAGUUUAAUGUUUGAUCCAAAUAACAAUUCCUCCUUGACAAUGCAGCACUCCCUUUAUUCAUUUUCACUUCCUCUAUACCCUCUCUCUCUCUCUGUCUGCCUCCAACUAUCAUUCAUUUCUCUCGUCUCCCAACUCCAGCUCUGCUCCCCUCCCUUAUCUGGCACAUCCUGCCUGUCAUCUUGCAUCUGUCAGUUCACCAAUCACCUCAGAAUCCUUUCUCAUUCUCCUCUUUAUACUGGCCACCUUGCCCCUCCACUCUCAGUACUGACACGCGGUUUCUGUGCAAAACGUGGACAAUUCUUUCUCCACAGAUGCUGCAUGACCCACUAAGUUCCUCCAGGGGUUUGUUAUUGCGUCAGCACUGCAGACUCAGACUGCUUUUUGGAUGUUGGGCAUCAUUUGUUCAACUUUACAUGCUUAAUUAAUCAUCUUAAAUUUCUUGCAUAAUUAACAGCACCUAACUGAAAUGUUGAAGUCACUUCCACUCAGGAAAAUAAAUCUCAUUUGCUGCUGUAAGAUUUUGAUUUGAUGUGGUCAAUGUUGUUCAGCAGAUACUAAAGUUACAAUCCACAAGGCAGAUGCGAGGAUGUUUACUUCAAAAGAAACUUAGAUGGUUAAAUGUACGAGCAGCCAGAAGCCCACAGAUUUCUGUUGUAGUGUUUCAGUUCCAACAAAACAGGAAGGUGAACAAACAUAAAAUUUCCUUUAAAUGCCUUCCCAUUUCCAAAGAGUUUCAUUUUAAAACAUUUUUGGCACAAUCUUAAACUACAAAAGGGAUUAUCCUGUAUACGGGAUUUUUUUUCUGAAUUGAAUUAUUGAAUUUUAGAUUUUUUUUCAAGAAAAUUAUAUAAUUAUCAUGUUAAGAUGAAAAGGACUUUCAAGAGUCAGAAACACUGCAGAUGUUGGAAGUGUGCAGUUAAUUUGAAAAUGUUGGAAACACUCAACAGGCCAGGCAGUGCCUGUAUGGAGUCAGAGCCAGAAUUAAUGUUUUAGCUUGAUGCUCCUUCCUCAGAACCAGCGAUUUUCAAUUGGCCCCAUAAAGUGGAAAUUUGGACUACUUUUACCUGAGAAUAAAUAAAUUGGUCUGUGGAUCACAAGGGACUGCAGAGGGUUGUAGAUUCAGUCAGACCCAUCAUGGGCACAACCCUCCCUACCACUGAAGUUAACUUCAAGAUGCAAAUCUUUCACGAAGCUGGCAUCCAUCACGAAAGGACAUCCAGUCACAUCCAGGACAUUCCCUUUUCUUGUUACUAUCGUUGGGGAGGAGGAACAGGAGAAGUCCACUCAGUGACUCAGCUUCUUCCCCUCCACCAUCAAAUUUCUGAAUGAACACUAUUUCGUUAUUCCUUUAUUUCCUGUAUAUUUAUUUUUUUAUAACAUACAGUAUUACUUAUCACUACUCUGCCACAAAACAACACACUUUACAUUAUAUGACAGUAAUAUUCUGAUUCUGCAAGAUCAAUAUUAUCAUCAGUUUUUAUUUCCAUCUAUGCUUUGUCAAAUCGUAUGGGAUAUGAAACUUAGAUGUUGUUAGAAUCUAUGGCCAGCCUGUUUCGCAAAUGACAGGAAAUGAUCCAAGGCCAGAGUGUGACAUUCCCUCACUUUUAAGCAGCUGCCAUUCUCUCUGCCACGUGGCCGGAGUCUAAUGAGGUGAAGAACUCGCUCAGGCAGUGAGGUUCGCAACUAGACUUUGAAGGAUCACAAGACUGUGUCAUGUGUCUG
This is a messenger RNA of Mobula hypostoma (lesser devil ray), 5380 nucleotides long. RefSeq names its product MOB kinase activator 1B. Gene Ontology annotation, molecular function: protein kinase activator activity. Gene Ontology annotation, cellular component: cytoplasm; nucleus. Gene Ontology annotation, biological process: hippo signaling; positive regulation of protein phosphorylation. Lineage: Eukaryota; Metazoa; Chordata; Chondrichthyes; Myliobatiformes; Myliobatidae. The record is from RefSeq and is a predicted model, not a curated record. The coding region runs from base 127 to 777 and encodes 216 amino acids. The transcript is spliced from 6 exons.